Messenger RNA from Cylas formicarius (sweet potato weevil), 809 nucleotides. Its product is annotated as phosphomevalonate kinase. The transcript has 4 exons. Gene Ontology annotation, molecular function: phosphomevalonate kinase activity. Lineage: Eukaryota; Metazoa; Arthropoda; Insecta; Coleoptera; Brentidae. The record is from RefSeq and is a predicted model, not a curated record. Gene Ontology annotation, biological process: isopentenyl diphosphate biosynthetic process, mevalonate pathway; cholesterol biosynthetic process. Bases 248 to 796 code for a protein of 182 amino acids. Gene Ontology annotation, cellular component: cytoplasm.
GGUCACUUGUCACUCUUUUUAAUACAAUGAAUUUAUUUAAUGAAAACCAAUUCGGGACUUCUUAUUCAGUCAGAUAUAUUCAAACAAACCCAUUAUGCAAUCAAUGGCGGAACUGGACAAUCGCUAUUGUAAACAAUUUUAGGUUAUAAAUUUCACCCAAAUUUCCAUUCCAAUGUGUAACCAGGUCAUGCUUCUUUACAAAGCAAGACCUUUGUUAUUUAAAAGCGUUUGCCGCUGCCAUUCCUGAAUGGAGAUGCCACGAAUCGUGCUCCUUCUCAGUGGCAAAAGAAAGAGCGGUAAAGAUUAUAUUUGCGACAAAAUAAAACAAAAAUACAAAGUGUGCGAAGUAAUAAGAAUUUCCGGCCCACUGAAACGACUGUACGCAGAGCACCACCAACUAGAUUACAAUGAAUUGUUAAGUGAUGGCCCUUACAAGGAGAAAUAUCGUCUGGAUAUGAUUAAUUGGAGCGACCACGUUAGACACAAAGACUACGGUUACUUUUGCAGGGCUGCGUGCGAGGAAGCCGCCCCAAACGAAGUUUGGAUAAUAAGCGACGUCAGAAGAAAAACCGAUAUAAAAUGGUUUCGAGAAAACUAUCGCAACGUUAAAACCAUUAGAAUCGCAGCAGACGUCGAAACUAGGGCGAAACGGGGAUGGAAAUUUUGUAAAGGUGUCGAUGACGUGAUAUCAGAAUGCGACUUGGACGAUUUUGAUGACUGGGAUCUUAAAUUAAGUAACAACAAUAAUGAGGAGUGUGAAAAAUCCAUUGAGGCUAUAUUGUGUUUAGCAGGAUAGUGGAGGUGUGUCA